This is a messenger RNA of Vitrella brassicaformis, 2454 nucleotides long. The record is from the annotation of a GenBank genome assembly. Lineage: Eukaryota; Vitrellaceae.
CUUCAUUCAGUCGAUGGCCCUCUACCAUGACACCAGGAAAGGCCUCCCUCAUUCUGGCGACUCUAACAGUAUCUGACCAUGGCCAGCCCCACCAUGGUCGUCCACAUAGCUAUCAUCACCUCCAUGCCCCAGCCCGGCCGCUGUGCCUGCCGCGGGUCCCGCCACAGCCCCGCGACUGGCCUCAUCACUCGACUCCUCCUCCGCCUCGUGCAGUGUCUCGUUCUCCAUGCCAGCCAGUGCAUCAGCUGAUGCACUGGGGGAGGCCUCCUCGCCCGGAAGACGCAGGUUGGGUGACGGCAGGGCCAGCUCCUCCAUCCCCACUGGCUCGUGCCCGUCAACCAGCUGGUCGGCGAAAGGCACUCCCACGCCGCCACUCGCCAGUGCUGCAUCGUCAUCAACGGCCGCUGCUGCUCCUACUGGUUGCGACGCAUCGGCAGCCGAUCGUCUGAGUGGCAUGGGUGCACCGAUGCAACCUUGCCGCCCGACUUUGCCGCCCUCCAUCUCCACUCGGUCGUCGUCGUCAUCCUCUUGCUCUUCCUCUUCCUCAUCUUCCUCUUCCUCCGACUCAUCGGCCUCCAGUCCACGAGCUGCAUCCAGCCUUGAGCCAGGAAGACGCUUGCCGCUGACCCCACCGCGCCGCCUGCGGUACAGAUCGCUGCUACUGCUGCUGCGGCUGAUGGAACUGCCGCUGGGGGACGAGUCGGAGGGACUCAUCACCAUGCCGCCAGCAGCAGCAGACGCAGACGCACCAGAGGAAAACCGCACACGCUUCGGUGGAUGGUCAACUCUGUCGUCACUCGGGAUGCCCUACACGCAAAGAUUGCACGAAAUGAACAGGACGUGACCUCAGCUGAUUCUCUGCAGCUCUUAUACACCAUUUUGUUUGCUCCCCUGCGGCGUGAGGGCGUGUCGACAGCAUGGUCGGCCACACAGCGAUGAAGGGGAAGACGACGAUGGUGGUGCCGGUGAUAGCCGUCGAACGGUACCAGACGCAGCAGACCCGACGACGCACCUGCACACACCAUCCACACAGACACUCACAAGAAGCCUAUGAAUGCUCUCCAUCUUCUCCAUGCCGCCCUUACUCGGUGAGCCGGCCCUUGUGGUGCGUGGACUCAGGCAAGCCUGAUGAGGCGAUGACCGCGCAAAGAGGUAGUUCCCACAGUGGCCACAGAAGCUCAGCUUGGGUGUCGUUCGUCGACAGUGCCAGCAUGUGGUGAGCUGCCGCAGCAGCGAUUCAGGCCGGGUUGAGGGCGAGUGAGGGGAAGGCGGAGCCCUCACACGGGCAGCACGGCGAAAGGAUGGCGUGGCGGGCUCCUUGAUGUCAGCCUCGGGAACGGCAGCUGCUUUUUCAGACGCGGCCCGUGGGACAUCCUCGCGUGAUGCCAUCUGCCCGGGUGUUCUGCGAGACGACGGGUAGCCGAACCGAAAUGGCCCUCUGAGACCCACCACCUACACGAGUUGUUGCAAACCGGACCGAAGCGACAAGGAAGGUUAAACCUUCAGGAGGUGCGUACCGAAAAGAAAAGAUGAUAGAGACUGAUGCGGGUGUAGUAAGGGAAAAAAGCCUGUCGAUUGCCUGUAGAUAUCUUUCUGUGAGCUAUCAAGGCAUCUGGGGACGAUCAAUGGCCUGUGUUCUUGUCUCUCCUGCAGAUCUGAGCACCAAUACCGAAGAACAUCAUCUCAUUACGGUCUUUCCCUGGCGCUUGUCCAACCGGGACCUACCUGAGAUCCGACGUGAGAUCCGCACCGAACCGAAAGCCCUUGUGAGUGUGACCGAAAGGGUUGGUUGGUUAUUGUGUUCAACGAGACUCGUGUCUGUAACCCCGAGGGGAUCCUGUCCAGGUCACGCACUAAACUAGCAGCAUGCACAUGCAUAGAAGCAUGCACACGGCCUGUCUCCCCAUCCCACCCACCCAUUCACUCGACACGCACGUGCCACCCUAUGAUGGUCAGAAAAUCGCUGUCGACAACGGUUGCAGGUAUAUGAGAAUGACAGCCAGACAUAGGCAAGACACCCAGAGGCUAGUCAGAGAGCUCGACGUCGAGCGCCCACUGAUCUAAGACAUGCUGUUCGUACAGCAGCUCGUCGUCUUCCCCUGCCUGACUGUCUGGCAAGAAUGGGUUGAGGGCAAGCCACUCAGUGCGUGUCGCCUGUGCUGACAGAAGAAAGUCGGCCGCUGCAGAAAGCACCGGCAGUUUGUCCGAUUGCAGCACACAAUAAGUGAACACAAUUGGAUGUGACCUGCGCCACAGACGAUAACUAGAGGCAUCAGGGGCAGUCACGCCAUGCCGGCCAACAAUUGUGUGCAGAGUGUCCCGCAGAGAGCGAAAGGGUGAAUGGUCACCUAGGUUGGUUGGUUAUUGUGUUUAACGAGACUCGUGUCUGUAGCCCCGAGGGGAUCCUGUCCAGGUCACGCACUAAACUAGCAGUUUUCGCAUGCACACCUAGGU